AACUGCAGUUGUCCUGCAUGCUGCUCUGUGGUCAGUCCCACCGGGAAAGGUUUACUAAGGUUCUUCCAACCACAACCCUCUCUUGUUCGCUAGAGUUAUCCUAUGAAGUGUGGGUUCUGCGGUUUUCUGAGCUCAAGUCAAGAAGCUCUAUUGAGGCACCAUAGACUACGACACAGAAGAGGAUCUCACUGGCCCUGUAUCUACAGUGACUGUGUGUGUACCUUCAAAACACCUGGCGCGUUAAAAUCUCACCUUACCAGAUCACAUUGCAGGACUGUAAGAAGGCAGGUGACAUCGUCUUUUUUCUGUGAGUUAUGUGAAUUUAAAGAAACUUGUACUGAGCGCACUUUUUUCACUCAUCUGGGACAUCAUUUAAAAAAUCAACACACUGUGCAUUGCCCCUUCCUGCGGUGUGAGUUUAAAACUAACAAUCUUAAAACAUUCAGUUCACACAGAAGCAGAAAGCACAAGAAUGCAAAGGACAUUAGAACUUGUCUAAGAGUGCAUUCUGAAAAUGAAACCUGUGCCAUUGACACUCAUAUCGUUGACCAGCCAAUAGAUGACUUUGUUGAGGUAGAGGCAUCAGAAAGUGGUUCAAGUAACAACGGUGGGGAAGAAUAUGUAGAAGCUGAGACUCUUGAACAUAAAAUUGCAUCUCUUUUUCUGUGUAUGCAAUCAGUAUUGCAUGUCUCCAAAAGUGCUUUACAGAAAAUCGUUGAAGAAUUUAAUGAUAUUCUGCACUUUUCUAAAGUUCAUUCCCUUCAAAAAAUCAAAGAAGUGUUUACUAAACAUAGUAUUGAAAUAGAUGAUUGUGUUGUGAAAGAAAUUAAUGAUUCUAUAUUCCAAACCAAUCCACUUAUUUUGACUACUGAGGCAAAAGGUGCGCUGUCCACUAAUCACAGGAGAAAUCUCUAUUUUAAACAGCACUUUCCUGUAAUUGAACCAACUGAAUAUACGUAUAGCACAACGCAUAAAAAUACAUUUGUGUAUGUUUCAAUCAUUCAGGUUCUAGAGAAUUUACUGGGACGGUCAGAUUUUUUAGACAAGUUAGUGUUUAUUAAAGUAGAUAAACCUGGUCAGUACAGGUCCUUUCAAGACGGUGUGUACUUCAAAGAAAACAAACUUUUUGGUGUGCAAGAGACAAGUAUUUCUAUAGGACUGUACAUUGAUGAUUUCGAAGUAUGUAACCCAUUGGGGACAUCCAGAAAAAUUCAUAAGAUUACUGCGGUCUAUUGGGUUGUGCUCAAUUUACCAACAAAGUUUCGCUCUUCCCUGCCAUUAAUUCAGCUGGCUGCUCUUGGAAAGAGUGUUGAUAUUAAACUGUUUGGGUAUGAUGCAUUUCUUUAUCCACUGAUCAAGGAUAUACAGUCUCUGGAAAGGGAUGGUGUGUUUGUUGAGGUUCUAGAUACGUUUGUAAAGGGAACAGUUUUUUGUGUCUGUGCAGACAACCUUGGGGCCCACAGCCUUGCAGGCUUUCAUGAAUCUUUCAAUGUUGAAAAAUUUUGCAGGUUUUGUUGUCUUAGUCGAGACCAAAUUGCAACUGUCGAGGCAAGGGAUUUUCAACUAAGAACUGUACAACAGCACAACAUAUUUGUGGAGGAGCUUGAGUCAAGUGAUAAACAAAGUGUAAACGGUGUUAAAAGGGCAUGUGUACUGAGUAAGCAUUUGUCUUACUUCCAUCCAAUUACUGGAUUUCCCCCAGAUAUUUUACCUGACUUCUUUGAAGGGGUUAUUCCAGUAGAGUUAUAUGUUCAUUUCUAUGGGACCCAGUAUGUAAAGGGCAUGAUAGUUUCUGCUGGGCAAUGCAGUGGACUGCCACAUUUCUACAAGAUACUGAACAUUGUGGUCAACUUUGAGAAAGUGUCCUUUGUCAGUAGAAAGCUCUCCUCUUGGUUUAUCGAACAUUACAGGUCUUACCAAGUAACUGACAGCGGCACAGACAUUGAAAUCCUGGAUCCAGAGGCUUUGAAUGAUUACCACCCUUUGGCUGCAUACCCAGUUGCUGGAAAGUUAAUGGUGACCCCCAGGACGUGCCUGCUGCAUUGA
Messenger RNA from Sander lucioperca (pikeperch), 2046 nucleotides. RefSeq lists its product as uncharacterized. Bases 103 to 2046 code for a protein of 647 amino acids. NCBI's taxonomy places the organism in Eukaryota, Metazoa, Chordata, Actinopteri, Perciformes, Percidae. The record is from RefSeq and is a predicted model, not a curated record. The transcript has 3 exons.